AUAAGAAAUCUGCUAAUGAAAAAAAGGAAAAAACAUGCUACUCGGCGGGAGGUUCCCCCUAGCUUAGAGACCACCUCUGGCUCGGUGAACUUCUUCCAAGCUGCAACAAAAUCCCUAGGAAACAGGAGAGGCCUUGGGAAGAAGGACGGACACAAGCUCUGAACACAAUGACGAACGUCUCUCCUCGUUACCCUUCAUAAAGCUACCGAUGGCGAGAUCUCCCAAGAAGGAUUCACUGGCUGGGAAGGACUCAAGGAAGUGGAUGUCAUCUCGAUUGAGGAUCUUCUCCCAAGUGGAUUUCUCCCACAAACUUGGGAAGCUCACGGCGGGCAUAAUCCUCAAGGGAGGAAGCAUAGGCAAAGGACUAUUGAAAGCGAACCACCGCCUCCUUGCAAAACUCUCCACAUUGCAUGUCAGACGCACUCCUGAGAUGCUUCCUCCAAGAACGGUAAAGCUCCUCCAUCUGCUUCUUCUGGUCGAAGGUUGCUUGGGAAGCAGACACAAGAGACUACAUAAGAUUAAGAAGAAGAUAAGGACAAGGUGAAUCGGAUCGAGCUUAAACAUCAAUACUAAUUCAAAUUCUCACAAAUACGAAGUAUCAAAUAUCCAGCAAGAACAAAUUAAGGAAGAUUUUGAAUAUUAAUUAAGAUUUGAAGAUUAUACCAAAUAAAUACAUUUACACAAAUGAUUUUCGGGUUUUAGCACUAAAAUAUACUUCCAGAAAUGAGAUCCAAGGGCUAGGGUUCAAGAUUUAGUGCCGGCACCCCCUCCAUCAUCUCGAAGUCUCCUUUCUCUCACUCCCCGGGCAUGUUCGCAUUAAAUCGGAGCUCUUCCC
Cuscuta campestris is the source of this 835-nucleotide messenger RNA. The record is from the annotation of a GenBank genome assembly. NCBI's taxonomy places the organism in Eukaryota, Viridiplantae, Streptophyta, Magnoliopsida, Solanales, Convolvulaceae.